This is a messenger RNA of Cydia amplana, 1388 nucleotides long. RefSeq lists its product as uncharacterized. The record is from RefSeq and is a predicted model, not a curated record. NCBI's taxonomy places the organism in Eukaryota, Metazoa, Arthropoda, Insecta, Lepidoptera, Tortricidae. The transcript has 6 exons. Bases 123 to 1388 code for a protein of 421 amino acids.
CCAAAGGUACCGAGUCCCAGCCCGAACAACGGAAGAGAAUUAUUCCUAGAGUGGCAGACUUACCACCUUACUGUCGCAGAAUAUACGACGAAUAUAAAAAAUCUAAGAAGCAGUUGGAUUUUAUGAAAAGAGCCAAGAGGGCCAUGAAAUUUUCAAAAACACAAUGUUUUGAAAAAUUAGCUGCCAAUUUAAAUCCUUUGGCAAAAAAAAUGAUAUGGAUGCAAAUAACGCAAAGUAAUAAGAAACGAAAAGGCAGGCGUUUCACAGAUGAAGAAAAAAUGAUUUCGCUGGCAAUCAUGAAACAAAGUCCAAAGGGAUAUAGAUUUCUGCAGCAAAUAUUUAUUUUGCCCUCAAGAAAUACUUUGAACAAACUGACAUCAACUCUAAAUGUGCAGCCGGGGAUCAAUGUUCAAAUUUUUGAUGCAAUUAAGGAUCAGGUAAAAAACUGGACCGAAAACAAAAAAUACUGUUCCAUUAUUUUUGACGAAGUUAAACUUGAACCUGGAUUGGACUAUCAAAAAGGAAUGGACCACAUCAAUGGAUUUGUCCACCUCAAUAAGAAAACGAACAAUUUCGCAGAUCAUGCAUUAGCCUUUAUGGUGAGAGGUGCCAUACACAAGUGGCAACAGCCUGUGGCCUACUAUUUUUGUGAAGGAGCGACAAAAAAUGAAGAGUUACGGGUGAUAUUAAAAACGUUGAUUGGUGCCGUGAUAGACACGGGCCUGAUACCCGUUGCGGUUAUCUCCGAUCAGGGCCAAUCAUUCCAAUCAGCCUUGAAGGGCCUUAUGGAAGAAACACGCAGCGACCAGAUUAAAGCUGGAAAUCCGACUGAUGAUGUCAUAACACUCAAAGGGCACGAUAUAAAUGUUAUUUAUGAUCCACCUCAUCUAAUAAAGGGAAUUAGAAAUAACUUCUUAACAAAAAAUAUGAAAUUUGAAGGAAGCGUGUGCAAGUGGAGCGACAUCGUCGACGUAUACCAGACGGACUGUGAGCAUGCCGAGAGCCGGCUGCUACAUAAACUCAAUGACACACAUGUCAUUCCCGAUAAAAUUAAUAAAAUGAAGGUUAAGACUUGCACACGAGUCCUCAGCAACACCAUGGCGGCCGCCUUAUCGUAUACAUCUAAAUUUUCCCAUUACUCGGACGGCAGGAAAGUGAGUGACACGAUAAAAAAUACAUCAAAGGCGGUGUCAUUUUUUGACGAAUUAUUCGAUUCCUGCAACGGGGCCACACUUAAUGACAAAGAAGCAGGUGGCAAAUCUUUGAAGAAGGCGGAUCUCCGCUACCUCAUCAUCGUCCCUCCUCUUUCCUAUAUCGUCGAGCUGAUCAGAACGAGACGCAUAACCGCCUCGAUAUAUUCCGACAUGCCGCUGUACUGGUUAUAUUGA